This is a messenger RNA of Aspergillus pseudonomiae, 1595 nucleotides long. Its product is annotated as AP-2 complex subunit mu. The coding region runs from base 69 to 1391 and encodes 440 amino acids. Gene Ontology annotation, cellular component: AP-2 adaptor complex; cytoplasmic vesicle. The transcript has 3 exons. Lineage: Eukaryota; Fungi; Ascomycota; Eurotiomycetes; Eurotiales; Aspergillaceae. The record is from RefSeq and is a predicted model, not a curated record. Gene Ontology annotation, molecular function: clathrin-cargo adaptor activity. Gene Ontology annotation, biological process: intracellular protein transport; clathrin-dependent endocytosis.
UUUCGCGACCUCCCUCACACUUCCCCUUUACCCUCCGACCCUCCCUCCUCCCCUCACACUCCUUCACAAUGCUCUCCGGUAUCUUAAUUUUUAAUCAAAAAGGCGAAAACCUAAUCUUCCGUGCCUUCCGCAAUGACUGCCGCCCCCGGUUGGCCGACAUCUUCCGCAUCCAGGUCAUCUCGAACCCGCAAGUACGCUCGCCCAUUCUCACGCUAGGAUCUACGACGUUCAGCCAUGUGAAGCACGAGAAUAUCUACCUGGUGGCGGUGACGAAGAGCAACGCCAAUGCGGCGCUCGUGUUUGAGUUUCUGUAUCGAUUGGUGAUGCUGGGGAAGAGCUAUUUUGGGAAGUUCGAUGAGGAGGCAGUCAAGAAUAAUUUUGUUUUGGUUUAUGAGUUGCUGGAUGAGAUCCUCGAUUUCGGAUAUCCCCAAAACACGGAAACGGACACCCUGAAGAUGUACAUCACGACGGAGGGAGUCAAAUCCGCCAUCGUCAACAACCCCACCGACUCAAGCCGCAUCACCAUGCAAGCCACCGGCGCGCUCUCCUGGCGCCGCUCCGAUAUCAAAUACCGGAAGAACGAGGCCUUCGUAGACGUGAUCGAAGAUGUCAACCUCCUCAUGUCCGCGACAGGCACCGUGCUCCGCGCCGACGUCAACGGCCAGAUCGUCAUGCGCGCCUACCUCUCCGGCACGCCGGAGUGCAAGUUCGGACUCAACGACCGCUUACUACUCGACACCGAUGCGGCCGGUGGCCCAGAGUCCCGUAGCCGGGGCAUAACAACAAAGGGGACUCGCGCCGCGGCGGGCUCUGUCACACUGGAGGACUGUCAAUUCCACCAGUGCGUGAAACUGGGCCGUUUCGACGCAGACCGGAUCAUCUCGUUUGUUCCGCCGGACGGCGAGUUCGAGCUCAUGCGAUACCGCGCGACGGAGAACGUAAACCUCCCGUUCAAGGUGCACCCUAUCGUCAGGGAGGUGGGUACGACGAAGGUCGAAUAUAGCGUCGCCAUCAAGGCGAACUAUAGCUCAAAGCUCUUCGCAACGAACGUCGUCAUUCGCAUCCCAACCCCGCUCAACACAGCCAAAACCACCGAGCGCACCAGUCAAGGCCGCGCCAAGUACGAGCCCGAACACAACAACAUUGUCUGGAAGAUCGCCCGUUUCUCCGGUGGAAGCGAAUACGUGCUCACGGCCGAGGCAACGCUCACCAGCAUGACACAUCAGAAAGCUUGGAGCCGACCGCCACUCAGUCUCUCGUUCAGUCUUCUCAUGUUCACAAGUAGCGGACUGCUGGUCCGGUAUCUCAAGGUGUUCGAGAAGAGCAACUAUAGCAGUGUGAAAUGGGUACGGUAUAUGACACGAGCAGGAAGUUACGAAAUUCGAUUCUAGCUUGUCACUGCAGGCCAGGCAGCCAGAUUCACCAUUCAUCUAUACCAUUAGCAAUGGCAUUAUCGACAUCACUGUCAGGAUCAGUAUCUAUUAACUAACCAUAAGCUGGGUGUAUGGCGUUGUGGUCCUUGUUUCUUUCCUGGAUAUGUACUGUAUGAGCGAGACUAUAAUUGUAUAGUUUUCUGAGAAGCCUUUUUCUAUUAU